Terrapene triunguis (Three-toed box turtle) is the source of this 1923-nucleotide messenger RNA. Its product is annotated as tyrosine-protein phosphatase non-receptor type substrate 1-like. NCBI's taxonomy places the organism in Eukaryota, Metazoa, Chordata, Testudines, Emydidae. The transcript has 9 exons. The record is from RefSeq and is a predicted model, not a curated record. The coding region runs from base 76 to 1599 and encodes 507 amino acids. Gene Ontology annotation, cellular component: plasma membrane.
GGUUCGCAGGGGUCACCGCGCCCGGGAUUUGGACCCCGCCGGGGCAGAACCCAGCGCCUGCCGCAGGCGCCAGCGAUGGAGGCUGUCGCCAGCCGUUCCCGCUGCCCUGCCUGCUGGCUGCCCUGGCUGCUGCUCCUCGCCCUGCACGGCUGGCAAGGGGCCGGGGCCCAGGAGUUCCAGCUGCUGCAGCCCCAGGGCGCCGAGUCGGUGUCAGCGGGAGAGACUCUCACUCUGAACUGCUCUGUGACUGGGAAGGUUCCAGUAGGACCCGUGAAGUGGUUCAAGGACUCGGGCAGUGGCCGCCAGCUCGUUUAUGAAGAUAAGGGAUCAUUCCCCCGGGUGACGCGGGCUGUGAGUGGCUCUGACACAGACUUCACCAUCCGCAUCAGUGACCCCCGCCCCGAGGACGCCGGGAUCUAUCGCUGUGUGAAGUUUAAGACGGGGUUGGGAGGCGAAGAGGAGAUCAGAUCCGGUGCUGGCACGGCCGUGACUGUGAGCGCCAGACCGUCGGCCCCAUCCGUGUCCGGCCCCCCCAGCAGAGCAGAGCCGGGUCCCCCAGUGACUUUCACCUGCACGUCAGGAGGAUUCUCCCCCAGAGACAUCACUGUGACCUGGCUCAAAAAUGGGGCCAAACUUCCAGCCCCCCAGCCCCGGGUUCUCCCUGCACACGAGAGCGUCUCCUACAGCAUGUCCAGCACCGUGGGGGUGAGCCUGACCGCAGGAGACGCCCGCUCCCAGCUCACCUGUCAGAUAGAGCACAGCACCUUACCGGCUCCCCUGCGUGCGACUUACAACCUCAGCGAUGCCCUGCGAGUUCCCCCCAGGCUGCGAGUGGGCACUGACCCAGCGGCACCCGUCGCACUGAACGAGUCUGUGACGUUCACCUGCCGCGCGGAGGGGUUUUACCCGAAGGACGCGAGUCUCACCUGGCUAGAGAAUGGAAAUGAGACGAAUCUGGGAAAACCCUCCCCCCUGGCUGAGAAUCCAGACGGGACAUACACGCUCCAGAGCUCCCUGGAGGUCAACGCAACUGAGCAGAGGAAUCAGUCCGUGUUCACCUGUCGGGUUGUGCACGAUUCCCAGCCCCCCGUCAGUGCCAACGCGACGCUGAGACUCUCCCAGCCAUCUCCUGAGCCAGGCAAAGGUCCCACUUCACCUACUCCAGGUAAUUACUUAUCUGAAGAUGAAAAGAUCUACAUAGCAGUAGCAGUGGUUUGUGCAGUGCUGGUUGUAUUGGUAAUCGCCGUCAUCUAUCUCAUCAGAGUACGACAGCGCAAAGGAAAAAGCUCCCCUUCUGUAAGGCUACACGAGCCCGAGAAGAGCUCCAGCACAGCUCCCCAGGAUUCUGAUCCCAACAACCUGACCUACGCAGACCUGAACUUCGACAAGCAGAAGAAGAAGAGCACGCGCCGGUUCGUGGAGAUGAGCCCGCAGUCGGAGUACGCCUGCAUCCAGACCGGCCAGCCGGCAGCCACUGAAGACAAUCUCACCUACGCUGACCUGGACAUGGUCCACCUCAACAAGGCACCCAAGAGACCUGCCCCCCGGCCCGAGGAAGCCAUCUCAGAGUACGCCAGCGUCCAAAUCCAAAGGAAAUGAUCAGGGCUAAAAGCAGUCCGGGGCUCACUGGGUUUUCGGUGAAGUCUGGCAGGCCCCUAGCUGGACGUGGAGCCCUGGUCCUCCAGCACUGGCUCUCAAUGGAGGCACCAGGAGCACAGUGGAAGUGUGUGCCAAACUAUGGUCGCUGCAUUUCCGGGGCUGGAAUGCUUCACACUGCGUGCGGCAGCCUCCCCAUGCCACUGUGUCCUCACUUGAGUGAAUACCAACUUCCACACCCGGCCCGGAGAGGCCCAGACUGAACUCAGACCCUCACACAGUGCAGCUUUAUUUCUGGACCAGUAUCUCUGCUAUUCCCCCCCCCCC